AUGAGAGUAUUACUAGAAUCACAAGAGUUAUGGACGAUAGUGGAAGAGGGAUACUCCGAUCUGCCUACAAAUGCGUCUGAAAGCGAUCAGAAUAUUGAAAGGGAGAAGAUCAAGAAAGAUCGGGAAGCGUUACACAUAAUGUUUCAGGCUGUCAGUGAAACGAUAUUCGAGCGAUUGGCGACGUGUAAAACUUCAAAGGAAGCGUGGGAAAUUCUGCAUAAGGCAUAUAGGGGAGAGAACAGGGUCAAAACGGUAAGGUUACAAACCCUCAGAUGUGAAUUCGAUGCAUUAAAAAUGAAAGAUAGUGAAUCUAUAGAGGAUUAUAUUAAUCGGACAACGGUAAUAGUUAAUCAACUCCGUUUAAAUGAAGAACGGAUAGAGGAACAAAGGAUUGUAGAAAAAUUUUUAAGAAGUUUAACCCGGAAAUAUGAAUCGGUGGUUGUUGCCAUAGAAGAAUCUAAGGAUUUGAACGCAAUUUCCACUGAAGAACUCCAGGGAAUUUUACAAUCACAUGAAUUACGGUUGAAGCAAUAUGAUGAUGCACCAACCGAACAGGCUUUUCAAAUACAAAGCAAUCAAUAUGACAGAUCAAGACAGUCAAGAUCAGAAAACAGUAGCAGAGGACGGAGCAAGGGAAGAGGAAAGUUCAACAGUUCAAUACGAUGUUUCAAUUGUCAAAAAUUGGGACAUGUGGCACGCUUCUGCAAUAAGAGAAGUGAAGAUGAUAAAUCUAAUACAGCACUCAUACACACUGAUGAAACAGAAGACGGGAAUGAUGAGACUAUGUUCAUGAUAUUUAAUGUCGAAGAAGUUAUUAAAAAUGAUUGUUGGUAUCUUGACAGAGGGUGUAGCAAUCACAUGACGGGGGAUAAGAAUAUAUUUAUCACAUUAAACGAUUCCGAACGGCGUGAAGUAAGAACCGGAGAUGAUAAGAGAUUGGAGGUACUCGGCUGUGGAGAGGUACUGAUAAAGGUUAAUGUAGUGAGAGGGCUACCGAAAAUCAACAAGACACACACUGUGUGUGAAGGCUGCAUGUUCGGUAAACAUGCUAGGAAACCUUUUACCAAGCAUGCAACAUGGCGUGCAAAGGAGCCAUUACAACUUGUUCAUUCGGAUAUAUGCGAACCAAUGAGAACACUAUCAAUAGGAGGAUGCAAGUAUUUUAUAACUUUCAUAGAUGAUUUUAGCAGAAAGACGUGGGUAUACUUUCUAAAACUCAAAUCGGAAGCCUUAACCUACUUCAAGCAAUUCAAGGCUCUUGUCGAAAAUCAAAGUGACUACAGAAUAAAAUGUAUACGAACAGAUAGAGGAGGAGAAUAUUGUGGUAAUGAAUUUCAAGAAUUACUUAAGAAUAGUGGAAUUCGCCAUCAACUUACCACAAGUUAUACACCUCAGCAAAAUGGGGUAGCCGAGAGGAAAAACAGAACUCUUAUGGAGUUGAGUAGAAGUAUGUUAAAGAUGAAAGGUUUACCGAAUGAGUACUGGGCCGAGGCUAUCUCAUGUGCAACGUAUUUGCUGAACCGAGCAGCAACAAAGAGUGUAACCGACAAGACACCACAAGAAGCUUGGAGUGGAAGAAAGCCUAAUGUUGAGCAUCUAAGAGUGUUCGGUUGUGUAGCUUAUGCCCAGAUUCCGAAGCAGCAAUGA
Messenger RNA from Helianthus annuus (common sunflower), 1647 nucleotides. RefSeq lists its product as uncharacterized. NCBI's taxonomy places the organism in Eukaryota, Viridiplantae, Streptophyta, Magnoliopsida, Asterales, Asteraceae. The transcript is spliced from 2 exons. The record is from RefSeq and is a predicted model, not a curated record. Gene Ontology annotation, molecular function: zinc ion binding; nucleic acid binding. Bases 1 to 1647 code for a protein of 548 amino acids. Gene Ontology annotation, biological process: DNA integration.